CAGAACUAGUGGGAUUCGGGUAUAUCAACGUCUAAUAUGAAACACUGUUAGAAAUGCAAAUCAUACAAUAAGUGUCAGCUUUGGUUAAUUUACAGAUGGGUCACAUGCAACCGGGAUAAGCUGAUGUUUCCACUGCACCACUGACCGUCAUCCAUGGCAAAGAAAAAAAAUUCCUACAGAAGUCAUUUUGAGCAUGUGUCACCAACCCACGAAACUCCAGAAUUUCAUCACAGAUUUGGUCAGAUUUCAAAAUCUGGGCUUUGGCCACAGUAAUUUAGGCAGAAGCAGAGUCCUCCAUUUAGUGCAGAUCUGUAGAAUGUUCCAAAAGGUGAGAUUAUGAAAUUCAGCAUUCUGACAGUGCCUGAUUUUUUUUUAUAUGAAUGGUGAUUAAAAUUGGUAAUUUAUCUGUAUACCACAGUUCUGGUAAACAAGGCUUAGAUUUGUAUAUCAUGAAAGGAAAGCUGCUGUACUUUAGUUAUGUUCUGAAUCUUAGUCUUCUAUCCAAAAUAAUAAUAAUUUUUCUGACCAGUAUUAAAAUAGCUUCAGAGAAGAUUGUGGUUACUACAGGUAUUUUUGGAUUGCCAUACAAUGGAAAAUGUAAUUUAGAAUGACUGUGUCAGUGCUCAGAGCACAGACAAGAUUUUUUAAGAAUUCCCAAGUGACUGAAAAUACACGUUUUUCUUAAUAGAAGUUUACAGGUGGCUGUGUUUGUCUAAAGCUUCAGACACAGCCACGUUGUAUGAAUAUAUGCUCAGAAAAAGUGCCGUUGCAAACUUUAAUUAGGUGGUUUUUAAACAUUCCAUAUUUAAGGUCCAAUUUUGUUCUUAAUUUUCAAUGAGACUAACAGAUACAAAAUGAUUACAGAACUUGAAUCAAGCAAAAGAAGCAUUUGGCACUGAGUAGUGCAUUUUGAUAAUGGUUGUAGUUAAGAUUAUCUGGAUCUUCUGAUUUUAAUCAUUGAAGAAUGUGGCUUAUCCUGUCUGCAACAGACUAGGAGGCAGAUGACACAGGGAGGUAGUUUUGUGGAAUUCGUGAGCCUCAGUUGAGCAACACUAAAACUGCUUCAAAAGGGGGUGCAAACACUCCCCACCUCCAUCCCUGAAUAGCCGGUCCUUUUUAUCUCUAGCAACACAUGCCACACUUUGUGCUAAAAUUACAUUUCCAAGGGAAGUGUGGUGUGCCAGUAGAGCUGACCCAGGCAUGCCCUGAUGUGCACACUGGUCCCAGUGACACCAGUCCUCCCUUGUCUGUCAGUUUGGUGGUGACUGUGCAGAAGGGAGGAGGAAGAUCUGUGGGAGCAGAACAAGCAAGGGGAACAGGCAGAUGCAGGCGUACCUUGGGCUCCCUGUAUCAAUGCAGAGCAGAUACACGGGGGAAAGGUGUUGCUUAGAGCUUUCCACAACAUGCUUGAGAAGUUGUGUUCUUGUGCCACAGGUCACAAGAAUUAUUUUCUCAGUAGCAUCCAAGCUAUAGAGAGAGUCAUGAAGAUAGUGAAGAAUGUAAUUAAGCUUAAGUCUGUAAAUCCAUUAAAAUCUACUUUCAAUUCAGUGACAAGAUUUACAAUCUAUGACAGUCUAAAUGGUGAUGAUGAUCUAAAUGUGCAGGAUAGUAGGCUGGCAGAAACAGAAAAAAUUUCUUUGAAGAUUAUCUGAACUGACAAGGUUACCAGAAUCUUUUGUUUGCUCUUGACACAGAAAGACAUUGUGCAAUUGGUGUUAUUGUGUUCACCAAAGCAAACAGCAGCAGGGACAGGGAGGUAAGGAAGUGGGGAGUGGGAGACACAGUAACAUAUAAAGGGAAAUUGCAUAGGCCUGUCCUGCGUUUUUAUUUCACGUUUUCCACAAGGUUCAUGAAUGCAAAAUGAAGCUAUUUCUCCUAAACUGCUUGCUGUUUUCUUGCUGUUGGCACGCUGGGGCAGUGAACCGUGAGUACUACUUGGGCAUUACAGAGACUGUGUGGAACUACGCGCCCGGCAAUGCCAACGCCGUCUCGGGGCAGCUUUUUGCAGAAGAAGAGCAGGCUGAAGUCUUUCUCAAAAGAGGACCACAUAGGAUAGGAAGCACUUACAAGAAGGCUGUCUACACUCAGUACACCAAUCAUUUAUAUGAUGUGAUAGUUGACAAACCUUCCUGGCUGGGUUUUUUAGGUCCUAUAAUUAAAGGAGAAGUUGGCGAUUCCAUUACUGUCCACUUGAAAAACUUUGCUUCAAGAAACUACACACUGCAUCCACAUGGUGUAAGAUAUACAAAAGAAAAUGAAGGUGCUUUUUAUCCUGACAACACCAAAGAUUUGCAAAAGAGAGACGAUGCUGUGGAGCCUGGAGGCCAGUACACUUACACAUGGGACGUGACAGAAGAUCAAGGCCCAGCUCCAGGAGAUGCAGACUGCAUAACCAGGGCUUACCACUCCCACAUAGAUGCUCCAAGAGAUGUUGCCUCAGGGCUUGUUGGGCCUUUAAUAAUUUGCAGGAAAGGUACAAUGAAUAGGGACAGUGAUCAACACUUUGAUGCUGAAUUUAUCCUUAUGUUUUCCGUGAUGGAUGAAAAUCUCAGUUGGUAUCUAGAGGAAAAUAUCAGAACAUACUGUUCUGAGCCUUCCGAAGUGGACAAAGACGAUGAGGACUUCCAAGAAAGCAAUAAAAUGCACUCCAUCAAUGGGUACAUGUAUGGAUACCUACCAAACCUCACGAUGUGUGUGGAAGAUAAGGUAAAAUGGCAUCUUUUUGGCAUGGGUAAUGAAGCUGAUAUCCAUUCAGCAUACUUUCAUGGACAGACCUUAAUAGAAAGGCAUCAUCGAGUUGACACCAUCAGCCUCUUCCCAGCCACAUUUGUUGAUGCUGUCAUGACACCAAGGAGCCCUGGGGAAUGGCUGCUUAGCUGCCAAGUGAAUGACCACAUUGAAGGUGGUAUGCAGGCCCUUUUUAAAGUAAAAGACUGUAAGAAAUCCACACCAGCUCACAAUGAGAGUACAAAGAUAAGACAGUAUUUCAUUGCUGCUGAGGAGAUCAUCUGGAAUUAUGGCCCAUCGGCAGUGAACCAUUUUACAGGACAAGAAUUAAUCAUUGACAGUGAAUCUCGCAUCUUUUUUGAACAAAGUGAGACAAGAAUUGGUGGCUCUUAUAAAAAAGCAAUUUACAAAGAGUACACAGAUGGUUCUUUUACUGAACAUAAAAAAAGACUUGCAGAGGAAGCACAUCUUGGACUCUUAGGACCUGUUAUCAAGGCUGAAGUGGGCGAGCGCAUCAGGGUGACCUUCCGGAACAACGCCAGCCGCCCGUUCAGCAUCCAGGCCCACGGAGUGAGUUACGGCCGGAGCAUGGCAGGGACACGCUAUGGCCCCCUGCCCAGAGGUACCGAAUCUCCAGCCUCUCACGUGAGUCCUGGUGCUACGUUUACGUAUGAGUGGAAUGUGCCAGAAGAUGUGGGUCCCACAGACCAAGACCCAGACUGUUUAACCUGGCUUUAUUACUCAGCUGUGGAUGCAGUCAGAGACACCAGUUCUGGCCUUGUGGGUCCUCUCCUGGUGUGCAGGAAAGGAGCUCUUCUUUCUUCUGGGAAACAGAAAAAUGUGAACGUGGAGUUUUUUCUACUUGCCACAGUAUUUGAUGAGAAUCUGAGCUGGUACUUGGAUGACAAUAUUUUGAUGUUUACAUUAAAUCCUGAUAAAACUGACAAAGAUGAUGAAGAUUUCCAAGAAUCUAACAAAAUGCACUCCAUUAAUGGUUAUAUGUAUGGAAAUCAGCCUGGUCUUGAGAUGUGUAAAGGAAGUGUGGUUUCUUGGCAUUUGAUGGGCUUGGGUUCAGAAGUUGAUGUCCAUGGGAUAUACUUCUCAGAAAACACAUUUGUAACUAAAGGAACAAGAAGGGAUACAGCAAAUCUGUUUCCACAUACAGUUCUUACAGCUAUUAUGAACCCUGAUUCUGAAGGAAUUUUUGAAGUGUCCUGCCUGACAACAGACCACUACACUGGGGGCAUGAAACAGAACUACAAAGUGAAACAAUGCCACUGGUGGAAUGUAGAUCCAUCUCUGUAUUUGCAUGAAAAGACUUACUACAUUGCUGCAGUGGAAGUUGAAUGGGACUAUUCUCCCGACAGGACAUGGGAAUAUGAACGGCAUCAACACCAUGAGGAAAGCCCUGGCAAUCCAUUUUUAAAUAAAAAUGACAAAUUCAUUGGCUCAAAAUACAAAAAGGUUGUAUAUCGCGAAUACACUGAUCAGACAUUCAGUACUCCCAAAAACAGAGCAGAGGAGCAGCAGCACCUGGAAAUUCAAGGGCCACUGCUUAUGUCGAAUAUCGGAGAUAAAAUUAUAAUAGUUUUUAAGAACUUAGCAUCAAGACCUUAUUCUAUCCACGCCCACGGAGUGAAAACAGACAGUUCUGCUAUUGCUGUAACUAACCCAGGUGAAACAAAAAUCUAUGUCUGGAAAAUCCCAGAGAGAUCUAGUCCUGAGAGAGGAGAUCCACAUUGCAUUGCAUGGGCAUACCAUUCAACAGUGGACAUCAUUAAGGACACUUACAGCGGAUUAAUAGGCACACUUGUUGUGUGUCAUAGACAUUAUCUGCCAUCAUUUCAUACUAAAAAGAAAGUUCAAUUUGCUCUUCUUUUUAUGGUUUUCGAUGAAAAUGAAUCAUGGUACUUGGAUGAAAACAUUAAAACCUAUUCUGCCAACCCACAUCUUGUUGACAAAGAGGAUGAGGACUUCCUUGAAAGUAAUAAAAUGCAUGCCAUUAAUGGAAAGGUGUUUGGAAAUCUGCAUGGCCUGACUAUGCAUGUUGGAGAUAAAGUCAGCUGGUAUCUGGUGGGAAUGGGCACUGAGAUAGACAUUCACACAGCACACUUCCAUGGCCACAGCUUUGACUACAAGCAAACAGGGAUUUACCAGGCAGAUGUCUUUGACCUGUUCCCUGGGACAUUUCAAACUGUGGAAAUGACUCCACAGAACCCUGGAACCUGGCUGUUACACUGUCACGUUACUGACCACAUCCACGCAGGCAUGGAAGCAACCUACACUGUGCUCCCAAAGGAAGAUAAACGGUCUUUGUUCCCAAGAUUAUUCAAUCAGUUCAAGAGUAAAGGCAUGGCAGGCACACAAGAAUGAUGAAAGCAUUUUAACACAGUGGUUCUCCAAGGUCUAUCUUUAGUGAACAUUCUUGGAAAAUAUUCUCUUCUGAUCAACUCAUCUCCACGUGUGUUUUGGAAAAUUUCAUGUAGUGGCCACAGGUACCAAAAGGGCCAUAGACUAAGACAGCUGAAUGGAUAUGACAGCUCAUAAAUGUAUUUUUCUCUAAAUAAAAGUUGUAUCUUGCAAGCUAAA
Pipra filicauda (Wire-tailed manakin) is the source of this 5316-nucleotide messenger RNA. RefSeq names its product ceruloplasmin (gene CP). Gene Ontology annotation, molecular function: copper ion binding; oxidoreductase activity. The coding region runs from base 1861 to 5100 and encodes 1079 amino acids. Gene Ontology annotation, biological process: iron ion transport. Gene Ontology annotation, cellular component: plasma membrane. NCBI's taxonomy places the organism in Eukaryota, Metazoa, Chordata, Aves, Passeriformes, Pipridae. The transcript is spliced from 20 exons. The record is from RefSeq and is a predicted model, not a curated record.